AUGGCUCGAAAUGACAGUGUUGAGACGGAGUUGAUGUCAAAGUGGUGGUCAAGGACAAGAGUGAAGUGGACUCGAGCAUCUCAACUCGACUCGCCGAGUUUUGCUUAUUAUGAUGUGGGGAAGGGUAUAAACGCACAAACUCCAAGCUUGGACCCGACCCAUUCUUAUAGCGGAGACUCUGCUCAGAACGAAUGGAAUUAUUGGGAAAAGGGGAAGAAGCCACCACCUCGCUCGACACUCGGACACCCCGCACUUUCUUCCAUACCCCGCACGCAUCUCUACUACUCCCCAAAGAAAGCGGAUUUACCAGUGGGAAGAUAUACAGAAUCACAGGGGAGCAGGUGGAAGCGUGCCGUCUCGUCCAGGCUCAAGCGCAUUGCUGCUUGCUUUCUAGCCACCACACCACGAUCCCCGGCGACACAAGCACAACGACAAACCACGAGACAUACAAAGGCAGGGUGCCUUUGUGAAACUACUGGUCACUCUCGCUUCGGGACCACCCAUCCUUUUGGAAGAGGGGAGACUGCCCUACAACAAUUCCAGGCGACGAGCACUCCCAAUUACCAGCUGUUUUUAAAGUUUUGGACUUUAAUCAAAAUCCAACAGCAGCCCCAGCAACCACCAGAGGAAGCCCUCACCUUCCGGAUCCUAAACCGAAACUUUGACAAGCAAGACUUGCAAAACCUUAUCGUCGGGGCCAAACAAGAUUAUCAGCAAGAGAUUGCGAACAUCCGGGCCGAGCUGGUCUCCAAACGCGAAAUGCUCGUCGCGCAAGUCGCAGAGUUGGACAACCAGAUUCGGAUGCGGAUAGCAGAAGCUAAGGAGACAUAUCGACUUGUCGAGGAGGAGAUGAAGCGCAAGAUUCGAGCCCUCGAAGAGGAGAACCUCAAGGAUCGUAACGUGAUGGCCCUGCGUAAACUCCCCAUCGAAAUCAUGGGCACCAUUUUCGCAGAGUGUGUCAAGAUUCUCGACAUGUCGCCCCGCGUCCUCGCCCUCGUCUGCAAGUUUUGGUACAAUGUCGCGAUCAAGACACCCACACUGUGGAAUAGACUCAUGAUCACGAACGAUCCCGAGGUCUAUUGGCUCACCCAUCGUGCCAAGGGUCGCAGACCGGCAGACCUGAAUGCUCCCGUGUUUGGGUCAGCUGCCCGUCCUAUGGGCUCUGGUACGCGGUCGCUGAGUGCCACGCAGAUAUGUACAGAUAUCAAUGAGCUCACAUCUGCUUUGAAGAGGGCGGGGAAUGCCAAACUCGAUGUGACGAUUGCAUUUGGGGAUAACAUGAUUAGCCCGACGCUUGGGCAAAAGUACAUGUACGAGCACCUCUUUACUGAGGACGUGUCGAAACGCAUUGCUCGCUUGGAGGUGGUGAAUGAAUUGGGCUAG
Molecule: messenger RNA, 1383 nt
Organism: Acaulospora colombiana
Lineage: Eukaryota; Fungi; Glomeromycota; Glomeromycetes; Diversisporales; Acaulosporaceae
Source: the annotation of a GenBank genome assembly